GGGCCUGGGACGUGUAAGUCCUUGAAGUGUGGCGACAAAUUACGGGACAGGGCGCAAACCACUUCUUUAGGGCGGAGAGGGGUUGAAAUCGAUUUUGUUUCAAGACAGUUCACGUGACAGAACUCAAGACAGAACGUUUAGACGCCCAGCAACGAUUCGAGUUACAUAUGAGCCAAGUGAUAAGAAACGCCGACACCUCAUCAAGAGCCACCCCGGAACAGCCCUUGUCACAGCAUUUCAGUUGGCCGUCCAUAGUGUCAUCUCGCUCGCACUGAACACAACAUUCAAUCGAUAAACUUAACAGUGGGCUGCCAACUUAAACAUAAAUGUAUGAUGCUAACUCAGCGGUCAUUGGGGCUAGUGACGAGUAGACUCAGUAGCAGUCGCAGUGUCAGCGUUGAGACGUCCAGACGGAAAUGUGCAAACAUUAAAAGCGCCACAAAUUAUAUUCCGCUGUGCGCUUGUGUGUGUCCUGUGAAAUGUGAAAAUGUUAAAAUGCAAUGCACAUAAAUAAAUGCAAGUGCUGCAACGCAAAAACAACGCAUCUUCAAACUGAAAUUCAACAAAUAAAAGCGAAAGCCAAGUGCAAGUUGAGACGAGUACAAACAGUUGCCGUUUUGCCGUUUUGCCGUUGUACUUAGUGUGAGUAUUUGGCAACGGGCGUUAACGAAGGCGCAAGCACACAGGCUUGAUGAUAAAUGCAGCCGCUGACAAUUAAUAUGGAAUCGAGCGAAAUGUCGAAACGAGCAUUUGGCUGAGCAUAAAACAUUGCGCAUACGCCGCGUGGUCCGCAGAGGGGGAAACUCAUAAAUGAAUGCUUUUAAUUGCGAAACAAUGACGUUUGCCAGAACAAAUACGGAGAGCAUAAAAGCAACAACGGUUGCUAGAUCAACGGCAACAACAACAAAAACAAAAACAAACUUUUUGACCAGCUGCAGCUGUGAAAUUUGUGAAAAUCGCGAAAUUUGAGCCAGCAGAAUGCUGCUGAUGCCAACAUCGUGUGGCCCCGGGCCGCCAGCGGACGCACACGCCGUUGACCCUAGCCCAGCACAGGAACGUACACGCAGUCGACUGCGUGAACUGGCAGAGACCCAGAGCCCAACUGGCCUGGCAACAACGGGCAUUCCCAAAUGGCUUCUAAUGCUGCUCAUGCUCAUUGCCAUUGUGGCCCAAACGCCGCAGAGCCAAGUGGCUGCCGAGAAGAGCAAACACUACUAUAUGCAAUCGCUGUGCAAGAAUCACUUUCUACAGCAGCUUUAUCGAAAAAUUGAUGGCGCCGUCCUGUGGUCCCAGAACGAACGCAACCUGGACUGUGUCAUCACCUUUCAGACGCACUCGAUUCUGCAGCGCUUCAUGCUGCGCUUCGACAUGCUCCAGCUGGACUGCAAUGAUCAUCUGCUCGUCUAUGAUGGAGCCCAUGCCGUAUCGACGCCCAAGAUUGACAUCUCCUGCCGCAACACGAAGAACACGGUGAAUGCGAUAUUGACAAGGACGAACUUCGUAACGCUGAAGUACGUGACCGAUGGCUGGGGAACAGAUGCGAAUGGUUUCAAGUUGGUGAUCACAUCCGUGAAGGAUCCCAAGCACACGUGCAAGGACUUCACGUGCGCCACACGCGAAUUCUGCAUUAAUCCCGAUCUGCUGUGCGACGGCGUCAACCACUGUGGCGACAACUCCGAUGAGUCCGUGCAGAAUCUAUGCCAGAACGAGACGACGAGCACUGUGUUCGGCGUGGACAUGACCUGGUUUGUGCUGAUUGUGGUCGGAGUUUUGCUGGUGCUCAGCGCCCUCAUUGUGGCCAUCGCGAUCUGCGUGUGCCGGCGCCAGGACGAGAAUGCCGCCAACCAGAACACCGCGCUGCAGCUGCAUCACAAUGCGGAGACGAACGGCUCGUCCAAGCAUCUGCAUUACCAUGGCGUCGGCAUGGGCAUGGGCGUCGGCAUGGGCAUGGGCAUGGGCAUGAGCGUUGGCGGCACGCUGACCAGAGAGCACACACAAUUGCCGCCGGUGUCGGGAAACUGGCAUCACCCUGCGGGACCAUCCGGGUACCACCGCAUUCCACACAACUACUUGAAGAUGGCCACCAAAGUCCGUCCCAUUUGGUGCUUGGCAAAUUCCGUCAAUUAGGUCAAGAUCUUUCACAAAACUCAACCGGGCACAGCCAGACGAACAUCGCCGUUGCUGGCAAUCAUCCGAAUGCCAAUGCCGCUGUCGGCGCUGCUCAAAAAGAUGAGUGGUUCGUUUAAGUACUGAACUGGUUCCGGUUCAGUGAUUCACAUGUGAAAGAUAUAGAAAUGAAGAAAACAAAACCAACUAAAUAAUUGACUUUGAGCACAAUAAUCUGCACUUAAAUAAGUGAUUUCAUGGAUAUUUGCAGAGCAUUAAAUGAAGACUGUUUGACUAAUAUUUAACAACAAGGAAUGUGGACAUCACCGCGCAGGGUGUAUAUUUAAGAGAUCUCUACUCGUACCCAGGCAGAAUCUCGCUAGCAUUGGGCAAACGUUGUGCCGCAAGAAGCACAAUUUUGUCGGAUAACCAAUGCAAUUGUAUAUAGCUUAUAUAUAUGCAUAUAUAUAUAUAUAUAUAUAUAUGAUUAAAUAUCAUUUAAUUUAUAAUUAACACGAAUAGCUAAACCCGAUACCAAGCGAGCAAACGGCAUCAACAAAUAGACAUAACAAAUAUUUUAGAUCCUAGAUAUACCGCAAACCGAAUGUGUAGUCUAAAAGGACAAGAUCCUUCCGCUGCACAACGAGUCCUUGGCAAUUCCUUUAUUACAGUGCUAUGUAACAUAACUUUCUCCAUAUUCCAAUUGUUAUUCGUUUAUUCGUUUUUCUUUUUAAAUCGCUUUCUUUUUGGUUCUUAUGUUAAUUCCAACCGAACCGUGAGUAAGCAUCAGCAAUGAAGAAACAAUCGAUGGCAUUUAAAAGAAUUUUUAAGACCGUUGAAAGUAUUAAAGCUCAAUAUGAAAGCGCUAAACUAUAAUAUAACAAGUAAUAAGAACAUAAACAUAUAACUUUCAAUGCGAACUAAUGAUGAUUUCGAAUAAAGCAGAUUGAGCUGCAUUCGAAAUACUUAUAAUAAAUUGGACACAAGAACAACAUGAACAAGGGAUGUAAAUAAUUAGUAGACAAUAUUUAAACAAAAGCAAACAACUAAAAGCAAAACAAAUCUUCAACAAUUCGACUCUCACACUUCAUUGUCAUUCUCUGUAUGGCUUGGCAUAAAGCAUAUGCAAACAUAUACAACAGAUCCCAAUAUUGUGCGCAUCAUCAACAUUGACGGACUUCAGCAUCCAUUCCACAAAAACCAAAAACAAGGAACCACAAACAUUGCUAAAUGACAAAUUUUUGAGACAUUAAAGGACAAUACAAAAAAAACACACACAAUUUUGCUCUUUUUGAUGAAACAUUUAACUGAAGAAAAAGAAGAAAAAAAAGCGACACAAAGUACAUUUUUGGGGUCAGAUACACUGGAAAAAAAGAGUCCGCAUACAUUUUUCUACAAUCAACCAAAUGUAAAAAAAAAAGAAAUAUAAUAAAAAUAAACAUUUUGCUACGAGUCGAACAAAUACGAUUGAUAUUAACUAAACUAAAUAAACUGAAUUAAAUAAACGCAAACAAUUAAAAGCAAAAUACUAAAUAAAAUGCUUCGAAACGAUUGUAGUACUUCCCGCCGUUAAUAUUUUUUAAAAGUACAUAUUAAAGUUGACUAAUAACGAAAAACAAUAAUAUUACAAAUUACAAAAAUAAAAAUUAAAGAAAACACAGCCAGCUGCUUACGAUUCGUCUUUCAGAAUACUUCCAUAGGACAGUUGAAUUUAUUUGGGUUGGAAAAGCGAGAGAGAACAAAAACAAAUGUUUAUUAACUCUUCCUCUUUGUUCUUUUAAAUACAAUAAACGUACCUACAUACAUACAGAUAAAAGUAAUAAUAACCAACUUGUCUAGGCGUUUGUAAGAAAAAAAAAACAAAUAUAUAUAAAAGCUAGCUGCAAUAAAUAAAUAAUACACAUAUGUUCCAAAAAAAACCCUAGAAGAUCUUAUAGCCAUAUAUGAUAUAUGUAUAUGUAUUGUACGAACAUUUGUUUUCUCUCAAAGGGAUCGAUUUUGCCGCCUUUCUAUAAUUUCCAAUUUUUCAAUUACUGAAGAAUUUUCAUGCUAAUUUAUUUAGUUCCUUAAGUUUUCGAAAGCUUUAUAGAAUCGUUUGAUAAUUCUUCUAGUUUUCUAUAUUGACAUUUUGGUGAAUUAACAUAAGUAUAAAAGUAAAGAAAAAACAAUUCAUACGAAUAUUUAUCGUAAAUUAUAGGCAGAUGAUAUUAUGAUAACGUGAAUUUUUAACCCAAAAUUAUAAAAGCAAAUUGUAUUAGGCGUCAAAUUUUAGAAACGAACCGAGCAAAAUAAUUCAAACAUAACUUAAAGAGCAACAAAUACUAAAAAUAACAACAAAUUAAUCGAAAUUAUUUAAUACGAAUAUUAAAAAAAAAAAAAAAAAACAUGCUAAAAUUAAUCGUAAAAUUGUUUUAUAUGCAGAAAAUAAUUGACGCAAUACAGGAAUAUUAAAAAUUGAAAAAAAAUACUUAAAACGAAAUUAUGCUGGUUGGGGCAAAAAUGGGUUGAGAUAUCCGUAACGAUUGUGUCCGUAUAUGAAUGUAGCUAAAAUAUACAACAAAUACAAUUUAAUCCAAUUAGCGAAAAUUGUGCGAAACGCGAAAAUCUUUCCCUGAGAAAUCAUAAAUACUUUCCACAGAAUUAGUUAUGAUUGGAGGAGCAGUUGAAGAAAACUGAAAGAUGAUCGCCACUGAGUACCAUAAUUAUCCCAAAAUGUUUGGGAAUAUUUCAUUUUCAAUUUGUAAAUGUUCAUAUGUGUUGAAUAUAUUUUCGAAGCUCUCUUUAUCACUUUCUCUCUCUCUCUCUCUGUCUGUCACUCUCUAUUGAAAAGACUUUGCCGCAAAUAGUUAAACUUUACGUCUGUUUGUAUGUAUAUGUAUGUAUGUACUUAGGUAUUAAAACUCUAUAAUAAAACGCUCCCAAUAAGUACUAAUUGUCAUCUUGUAUAACUAUCAACAAUAUAGUACGACCGUUUUGACAGUUAAGCAAUUCAAUUCAAUUAUCUUACACCAAUCAAAUGUUUAUUAUUAUUUGAAUAUUCAUACCAUAAAUUGUAAACAUCUAUACUAAGUACUCAUCCAUCAUGUGCAUCAUAUCAAAAACAAAAACAAAAC
This is a messenger RNA of Drosophila montana, 5219 nucleotides long. It is a transcript of the gene loaf, whose product is annotated as lost and found. Bases 979 to 2127 code for a protein of 382 amino acids. The transcript is spliced from 9 exons. NCBI's taxonomy places the organism in Eukaryota, Metazoa, Arthropoda, Insecta, Diptera, Drosophilidae. Gene Ontology annotation, molecular function: protein binding. The record is from RefSeq and is a predicted model, not a curated record.